GGGGAGGCGGAGCGGGCUCGGCCACCCCCGGCCCCGCGCAUGGAGCAGCGCGACGGCGACUCGGCCGCCAGACAGCUCGAUUUGCCCGCGGGACCGGGGCAGCAGCGGGAGCCACCGCAGGCAGCGGAGGGGGAGGCGGUAACGGUGAUGGCGGCAGACGCCGGGCACAUCGAGAUGGGAGCACCGCCAAUGCCAAGCGCCGACGAGGCCGCCGCCGCCGCUGCCUUCGCAGAAGUCACCACAGUGACAGUAGCCAACGUGGGGGCCUCUGCAGACAAUGUUUUCACCACGUCUGUGGCCAAUGCAGCUUCAAUUUCAGGACACGUGUUGUCUGGGAGAACAGCCCUCCAAAUUGGGGACAGCUUGAACCCUGAGAAAGCCACUCUGAUAGUGGUGCACACGGAUGGCAGCAUCGUCGAAACCACCGGGAUCAAGGGGCCUUCAGCACCUCUCACACCAGGACCACAGUCUCCUCCUACCCCUCUGGCAGCCGUCCAGGGGAAGAGUGGAACCAAGUACAACUGGGACCCGUCCGUGUACGAGAACGAGCUCCCGGUGCGGUGCCGGAACAUCAGCGGCAUUCUGUACAAGAACAGGCUGGGCUCAGGAGGCCGGGGCAGGUGCAUUAAGCAAGGGGACAACUGGUACAGCCCCACGGAGUUCGAGGCCAUGGCGGGGCGAGCCAGCAGCAAGGACUGGAAGAGGAGCAUCCGCUACGCCGGGCGGCCCCUGCAGUGCCUUAUCCACGAUGGGAUUUUAAAUCCCCACGCUGCCUCGUGUACUUGUGCCGCUUGCUGUGACGACAUGACCCUGAGUGGCCCUAUACGACUCUUUGUGCCAUAUAAAAGGCGGAAAAAAGAAAAUGAAAUACCGGCAACUCCAGUGAAGAAGAAUUGUUCCAAAAACAUCACUCUGCUUCCAGCCAGUGCUGCAACUACGUUCACCGUGACUCCCUCUGGACAGAUCACAACCUCGGGGGCGCUGACCUUCGACCGCGCGUCCACCGUGGAGGCCACGGCCAUCAUCUCAGAGAGCCCAGCACAGGGGGAUGUUUUCACUGGAGCCACUGUUCAGGACACCAACGUCCAGCAGCCUUGCCGGGUGUCUCAUCCAGAGCCUCACUAUCCCAGUUACCAGGACAACUGCCAGAUCUCACCCUUCCCUGAGGCUGCACUGCCAACGUCUCAUCCCAAAAUCGUGUUGACGUCCCUGCCUGCCCUGGCGGUGCCCCCCCCGACGCCCACCAAAGCCAUGUCGCCGUCGGUGGUGAACGGGCUGGAGGUGACGGAGCAGCGCAGCUGGCUCUACCUGGAGGAGAUGGUCAAUUCCCUGCUCAGCACAGCUCAGCAGCUGAAGACUCUGAUUGAGCAGGCCAAGCAGGCCAGCUCCUCCUUCCAUGAGGCUGCUGUCACACAGGCCAAGAUCCAGGCUGAUGUGGAGAGGAAAGAGCAAUACCAGAGCCAGUUAUUCCAACAAACAGAGGAUGUGGAUGGGAAGACAGAAAUCAUCAUCAAGCAAUCCUGCGUCAACUGCGGGCGGGAGGCCACCAACGAGUGCACAGGAUGCCACAAAGUCAACUACUGUUCCACGUUCUGCCAGCGGAAGGACUGGAAGGAUCACCAGCACAUCUGCGGCCAGUCAACCACGGUGACGGUGCAAGGGGACGAGGUGCACGUCCCAGGCAAUGUGAUGGAGAAGGUCACCGUGUGAGGGCGCUACCUCUGCAGCUGUUCAUG
Messenger RNA from Melozone crissalis (California towhee), 1736 nucleotides. It is a transcript of the gene DEAF1, whose product is annotated as DEAF1 transcription factor. The transcript has 13 exons. Gene Ontology annotation, molecular function: DNA binding; DNA-binding transcription factor activity, RNA polymerase II-specific. The record is from RefSeq and is a predicted model, not a curated record. Gene Ontology annotation, cellular component: nucleus. Gene Ontology annotation, biological process: regulation of transcription by RNA polymerase II. Lineage: Eukaryota; Metazoa; Chordata; Aves; Passeriformes; Passerellidae. Bases 40 to 1710 code for a protein of 556 amino acids.